AGCGUCUGAAACGCUCCCUCUCCUUUAAGACCCUGAUGCGCAGUAAGAGUGUGGAGAACUUCUUCCAGAGGUCCUACAGUGACGCCCGUCUCCCCCCGGACUUCAUCACCGACCCGCCACCCCCCUCCCCGCCCCCUGGCUCUCCCCUCGCCAGUGAACGCUCACCCUCCCUCUCUCCGUCACUCAGCCCCAACCCCUCCCUCUGCUCCCACUCCCCGUCUCUAAGCUCCUCCCCCUCGCUGUCUUCCAAGGCCCCGCCCCCGCCCCACCUGACGCAGGUGACCCACUGCUUCCAGGAGCACAUGUUCCGCAAGCCCACCCACUGCCAGCUCUGCAAGCACCUGAUCGUGGGUAACUCUAAACAGGGUCUUCGGUGUAAAACCUGUAAGAUGGGUGCUCACCUGUGGUGCACCUCAGAAUUGUCCCAGCAGCCCUGCAAUGGAAAGUCUGGGGUCGGGGCCUUCAAGCGAAACUUCAGCUCUCCCAUGCUGGUCAACGAACAACUGGCUGUCGUCAAGGAGGUGCAGCCCACCCAAGGGGCAGGCCGGGGGCGUGGGGUGGACCCUAUUUACGCAGCCCUGCGCUAUGGGACAUCCCUGGCACAGAUGAGCCGCUCCAGUUUUGGGAGCGUGUCCGAGUCGCCCACGCACAGCCAGGGUGACGGAGGGGAAGGAGGAGAGGAGGGGGAGCAGAGGCAGUAUAGCAUGGAGGAGGAGAUGCCACAGGAGACAGGGGACCUGCCUCAGUGUGAAAACGAGAAGGCUGAACCAGAGGGUGGGGACAGCGAGCAGUUCCAGGAGCCUGUAGAGGAAACCAGCGUGAAGGUUCCCAAGCGUAUUGAGGUUCACUCGAUCCACACGUAUGUAGCGCUCUACAAGUUCCUGCCUCAGGAGCACCACGACCUCGGACUAGAGCCUGGUGAUCGGGUGCUGGUCACUGAUGAUUCUAAUGAAGAGUGGUGGAAGGGAAAGUGUGGAGACAAGGUGGGCUUCUUCCCUGCUAACUUCGUCCAGAGGGUGCGCCCAGGGGAGAGGGUGUGGAGGGUCACCCAGCCUGUCCCUGCCAGCCGAGGGAUGGGCCACAUGCCAGUGAAGGAGGAUCAGAUCUGUGUGGGGAAGAGUGAGGACAGUGAGGGUUUCCUGAAGCUGAGCAGUGGGAAGAAGAGAGGACUGGUCCCUGCUAAAUCCAUUGAGGAGAUCUAACCUCUGUCUCAACACCAGCCCCCGUCUCUCUCUCUCUCUCUUACCAGCACCCUGUAACCUCCCCACACACCCCUUUAAGGCCUGAGGAGGACCAGCCAGUCCGGGGGUCCGCCAACACCACCAUCGUGAGGCCCACCACCCUACUAAACUGAGUGGGGAGCAGGGACAGUUCAGCUUGUGAAUUCCAGGUGAUAUGGAGGAUGCCCCAGCCUUAUCCUUGCUGGCCUUGUCUCCUCCACCCCAAUGUAGCUGACAACCCGGACUUGAAAGGGUUGGCUUCCCUUCCACAGUGGGUUGGCCUAGGUGUUGUGGAGGAUUAUCUAAGCCCCCAAUGCCCCAUGUUUUCCUGCUGUAAUGUACCUUAGUCUAUUAGUGAACUGGGUUUGUCUUUAGUCCACACCAUUUUAGGACUGAAGGACUGGCUGCUGUGGACUCCAGUAACUUCCCUCAGGAAGGAAGGAACUUUGAGACUAUUUUCUGUCUGGUGAGUCUGGUCUCUCUGUGUGUGAUUUGACCAGUUCUUUUUCACUGUCCUCUAUGGCUGGAUAUCAAGAGGCUGAAGAAUGCAGGAUUAAGGCCGUCGCACACUAUACAGUCGAAACGUGGCGCGCCGUUUCGCGCAUAUAUAAUGACUAAAAUGUGUGCCGUUUUUUGUUCAUUUUGGUGUUCGGCAGGUUUUUUUUUGUCUGUUCGCUCACACAAUUUUUUUAUUGGGGCAAGUUGAAGUUCGGUAGCCGACGUCUACGCCCUUUCGUCUGUCAUUGGUCAACUGUAGUGUUUUCAAAUGAAGGUCUUUAAGGGAGUAUGGGAGCCGUGCCCGCACACCUAGCCGAGUUCUGCUAGGAGCAAACAGAACCUAGUAUUAGAGUACGUUACCUUCGUCAGGAGGAUGUAUUUGUGUUGUGUGUGGGGGUAAUGUUCCUGGACACUGCAUGGAAGAAAACAUUUGUUCUUUCUCUGAUGAACUAGAACAAGUGUGACACUCCUGGUGGCAGCAUCACAGAUGGACGCCUACUAUGAUCACAGUAAUUCAUUUAAGAGGUGACCGUGAAGGAGAUAAUUGCAUGCUGAAGGAUGUACUUGUUUCAAUGUCGGUGUCAGUGAGAUGUUCAAGAUACUGGUAAUGGUUGUAAGUGUUUGCAUUUACUCUCACCCUUUCCUUUGGUCCACACUCUCUCACUCUCUCUCUCUCUCUCUCUCUCUCUCUCUCUCUCUCUCUCUCUCUCUCUCUCUCUUCCAUCUUUCUCAGCUAUCACAUUGGUCCCUUGGCUGGGAUUUAACUUCAGCUUAAUUUACACUGGCACAGAACUGCUCUGCAAGGACGGAUGGACGGGCAGGUGGGUGGGUGACACUGGGCAGAGUACACCCUGGUCAGACCAGACAGCCAGCAGAGGACAGGACAAACUAGGUCUAUUUCGACACACACUCUCUCAGAUCCUGACUCACUGGCUGACUCACUGACAUUUGACCUCGCACUUGGCAGGUUCGAAAAGGUCAUGGAUGUACGCCACGUCAUUCUAUUGUGCAGGUCAAUCACACACUUCAGAAAAUGUGUUUUUCUAUGUCCUAUUUAUGAAAAAUACAAGAGAUUAAAUUAGAUUGGGGCGGUGAAUACUUUCAUAAAUACUUCAAUGUC
Molecule: messenger RNA, 2838 nt
Organism: Salmo salar (Atlantic salmon)
Lineage: Eukaryota; Metazoa; Chordata; Actinopteri; Salmoniformes; Salmonidae
Product: SH3 and cysteine-rich domain-containing protein 2
Biological process (GO): positive regulation of protein localization to plasma membrane; positive regulation of voltage-gated calcium channel activity; skeletal muscle contraction
Molecular function (GO): protein binding
Source: RefSeq, a predicted model, not a curated record